Molecule: messenger RNA, 249 nt
Organism: Talaromyces marneffei
Lineage: Eukaryota; Fungi; Ascomycota; Eurotiomycetes; Eurotiales; Trichocomaceae
Exons: 3
Coding region: 1-249 (82 amino acids)
Biological process (GO): ribosomal small subunit assembly; translation
Cellular component (GO): ribosome; cytosolic small ribosomal subunit
Molecular function (GO): RNA binding; structural constituent of ribosome
Source: RefSeq, a predicted model, not a curated record
AUGGUUCUCGCGGUCGAUCUCCUCAAUCCUACUCCUCAGUCCGAGGCUCGCAAGCACAAGCUUAAGAUGCUCGUGCCUGCUCCUCGCUCCUUCUUCAUGGACGUCAAGUGCCCGGGCUGCUUCACAAUCACCACCGUUUUCUCACACGCCCAGACCGUCGUCAUCUGCGCCGGCUGCUCGACCGUUCUCUGCCAACCUACCGGCGGUAAGGCCCGUCUCACCGAGGGCUGCUCUUUCCGACGCAAGUAG